Maniola jurtina (meadow brown) is the source of this 1938-nucleotide messenger RNA. It is a transcript of the gene Tat, whose product is annotated as tyrosine aminotransferase. The transcript has 5 exons. Lineage: Eukaryota; Metazoa; Arthropoda; Insecta; Lepidoptera; Nymphalidae. Gene Ontology annotation, biological process: biosynthetic process; aromatic amino acid metabolic process. The record is from RefSeq and is a predicted model, not a curated record. Bases 246 to 1565 code for a protein of 439 amino acids. Gene Ontology annotation, molecular function: pyridoxal phosphate binding; L-tyrosine:2-oxoglutarate transaminase activity.
AAAUUGUUAUGGUGUUUAUUAAUUGCAUCAGCAUAAGUGUCGCAGUUAGCAAGCAAGGGUAGAAUAUUUAAAUAACAGGCUUCUACUGUCGUCAUCUCAUAUACAUUUUCAAACCAGUUCCGCCACUUGGAAGCUAGUAUCCGUCAAAUGUAGUAUUGAUACAAAAGUGAGGUGAAUCGAAAGGUAGGCACUAUUCUUAAUUCAAGUGUUGACGCAGAUUUUAAUUUCGCGCUAGUUUUGUGCUAAUGUCGCAACGUAUUCGUCGCAGCCAGGAGUGGGAGGUGCGUGCUUCGACUUUAGCCCGCAAAACCACCAACCCCAUACGACGAAUUGUCGAGAACUUACAAGUGGAACCUAAUCCUGACAAGGAACUUAUUGCUCUUUCUAUAGGUGAUCCAACAACUUUCGGAAAUCUUAACCCUCCAGAGCAAGUAUUGCAAGCUAUUCGGGAAAGUAUUGAAUUACAUAAAAGUAGAGGCUACGCUCCAUCGAAGGGUCACUAUGAAGCUAGAGUUGCAGUGGCUAAGUACAGCGCCCAUCAGGGUGAUGUCAGUCCCGAGGACGUAAUCUUAACUAGUGGUUGUUCCCACGCCAUUGAAAUGGUAAUCACAGCUAUUGCAGAGCGUGGACAAAAUAUCCUCGUACCUCGACCAGGAUUCUCCAUAUAUCAAACUUUGUCAGAAGGUUUUGGAAUAAAAACGAAAUAUUAUAAUUUAUUGCCAAACGCACAUUGGAAAAUAGAUCUUUACGAUUUAGAAAGCCAGAUAGACGAUGAUACUGUUGCUAUAGUUAUUAACAAUCCAUCAAAUCCGUGUGGUUCGGUGUAUGAUAAGGAACAUUUAUAUGAAAUUUUAGAUAUAGCCUCCAGAAACAGAGUGCCCAUUAUAGCCGAUGAAAUAUAUGAACACUUCGUGUUCUCCGACCACAAAUUUACACCCAUAUCUUCUAUAUCCAAAGAUGUUCCUGUACUAACAUGCAGUGGGCUUACAAAGCGAUUUUUAGUUCCUGGUUGGCGAAUGGGCUGGAUCGUUAUUCAUGACCGAAAUAAUGUCCUGGGGAAGGAAAUAAGACAGGCUUUAUCUAAUUUGUCCAUGAGAAUUCUCGGACCCAGCGCGUUAAUACAGACUGCAUUACCGGCCAUUCUAGAAUACACGCCGCAAAGUUUCUUCGACGAUGUGUUGUUGUUUAUCGAGACCCAAGCUAAGUUAGCUUUUAAGGAAUUAAGAACCGCUCCCGGACUGCGGCCGAUUGAGCCCCAAGGAGCUAUGUAUAUGAUGAUAGGCAUACAAAUGUCUCUAUUUCCUGAGUUUGAGGAUGAAUGCCAGUUCGUUGAAAGCCUCGUGACGGAACAAUCUGUUUUCUGUUUGCCAGGACAGUGCUUUGAGUAUCCUAACUACAUGCGAAUUGUAUUAACCGUACCAGAAGACAAACUAAAGGAGGCGUGUCAAAGAAUAAAAAUAUUUUGCAAAGAGCAUGUAAUAGGGGGAAAGAGAAAGGAAAUAGAAAACAACGAUAUUGAGAAUGAAGUGAAAGUUAUAUGUGAAGAAAUAACCAAUGUCGUGUGAUUUACUUGUCUUUCGGUACAUAUUACUGUGCUUUUUAGUGUAAAGGUGACUUUCCUGUUUGUAAUAGGUAGAGCCGUUAAUAGCAAAUGUAAAAUAAAAAAAUAUUUGUGUUUAGUUACUUAGUUACCUGGAAAUUUUUUCUAAUUCGAAUCAUUUUAUUCAAAUUGUGUACCUACCAUUGUAUCUACACUUUUUGAGUGUCAAUUUGAGGAAUUUGUAAGAUAAUAAUGUACGUAAUGGUGAUAAUAAUAUUAAUUACAAAACUUAAAACUAAAGUUACAGGGUUCCAAAACGUUUGACAUUAUUUGGUUCUACAUAGCUGCUUUGCUGAGUGAUAUUAAUAUGUUUUUUCGUAAAAAAUCUUCAAUGAAUU